GUCCCUGAAGGCAUCGCAGCCAGUCCCGUCCGGUCAGCUGUUUGCGCGCACCCGGCGGGAACGUGAUUUGGUAAAGUUCGGCUAAAGUUCGGCAGGUACCGGUUCAGAUUAACACGUCAACUUCCGGGAUGAACGCGCUGCUGCGGCGGGUUGUCGCGCGGCGGGUGGGCGCGUGCAGAGGUUUCCAUGUGGGAACUCCGUCAGCGACCUUCGACCUGAGGAAGGUGGAGCUGAUGCCUCUGGAGCAGAGGAAGCUCACCUUCGACUCCCACGCCAUGGUGACGGAGCUGGAGAGAAGUGGUUUCGAGAAACGUCAAGCCGAGCUGAUCGUUUCAGCUCUGGUCACGCUGAACACAGCCAACAUAGACAUCGUCUAUAAAGACAUGGUGACCAAAUCCCACCAGGAGAUUGCGCUGCAGCAGAUCAUGGCUCACCUGGACUCCAUCAGGAAGGACAUGGUGAUCCUGGAGAAGAGCGAGUUCGCCAACCUGCGCUCUGAGAACACGAAGAUGAAGCGAGAGCUGGAGCAGCUGCUGAACAGACUGAAGGAGGAGAGCGCGAAGGUGCGAGCAGAAACCAAACUGGACAUCAACCUGGAGAGGAGCCGGAUCACUGACAUGUUCACUGACCAGGAGAAGAAGCUGCUGGAGGCCACGUCAGACUUCUAUCACAAGAAAGCCGACCUGGAAAACGACAACAUAGAGAUCAACAGGAAGAUCGACCUGCAGGUGGCGUCGCUGAAAACCGUGCUGGAGUCCCUGAAGCUGGAGACGGUCCGGUACCUGGCAGCGACCGUCUUCUCCUGCCUCGCCAUCGCGCUGGGAGUCUACCGGUUCUGGAGGUGACGGAGCAGAACCAGCACCGGGUCAGAGAACGUUCUCCUCCUGGACCCUGAUGCAUGAAGAACUUUGUUUUUGUAACGCUGUAACGUUAUGUCGCCGCUCUAGUGGCCGUUUGGUGAAACGUCAUAAAAAGCUGAUCUUUCUGAUUUGAUGCUCAGAGUUCUGCUCAGACGUCUCUGAUGAUGCGAUGUUCUGUCCAUCAGCUGCAGGAUCAUCAGGUAUCAGCCCACCUGGAUGAGUUAGAUUAACUUGUUUCAGGACCAUUUUCUCACUAAUAUGAAAUAACUUGAAUAAAUCAACUUACAGACCA
This is a messenger RNA of Fundulus heteroclitus (mummichog), 1152 nucleotides long. RefSeq names its product coiled-coil domain containing 90B (gene ccdc90b). The transcript is spliced from 9 exons. Gene Ontology annotation, cellular component: mitochondrion. Bases 129 to 845 code for a protein of 238 amino acids. NCBI's taxonomy places the organism in Eukaryota, Metazoa, Chordata, Actinopteri, Cyprinodontiformes, Fundulidae. The record is from RefSeq and is a predicted model, not a curated record.